GACUUCUCCCACUGGCCGAAGCAGCCUCCCCAUACCCUCUGACCUCAAGGGAAGCUGGUCUACUUCCUCCCAUUUUUUUUAUCAAAGAAAGUGCCAAUAAGCAGCAAUCGGCUUGAAUGUGAACAACUAUUCCAGUGGUUGAUAGCAGUGGCUCACACAGCUCUGCAGAUCCCUAAAAAGGACCCAGGACGGGAGCGCUCAGUAGAACCACCAUGAAGACCUUUAGGAUUGCUCUUCUUAUCCUCCUCCUAACCCCGCUCAAGCUCCUCACUACAGCAACUGAGACACCCAAUACGAGUGUUCCUCCUCCCAAUACAUCUGUCCUUAUAACCGAUGCUUCUGCCACCGCUGCUGAGACCACACGCAAAACAGUAAAUGCCACGGACAAACCAACAGCAACACCACCCCAUCUCUCAGUGCAGUCCACAUCUCCACAUGCUAAGGAUGAUGACAGAGGGGCAACGACCCAGGCCACAACAACUGUUCCCACGAGUGACCCGCUCCAAAAUGUGGCCACAGUUCAGGCUACAUCAAAGACCCACCCACAAGUUAUUCAGACAACCACAGAGAGACAUGGUUUUCCUUCACCGGGAUCCUUGACCACCUCCAGACCAGAAGAGAAAGUUUCAGGUGGUGGAAUUACAGGUCAGGAAGGAGACAAGAACGAUAGGAAUGCGGGUCAAGAUGCCAGUCACCGGGCUGGAGAUGAAGAACCAGAAACUCCUAAAUCAAAUAAGAAUAUGCUGUGGAUUCUUUUGCCAGUCCUGGGAGUUGUGGUGGCUGCUGUCAUCGUCUUUUUCAAAUUUAAAAGCAUGAAGGUCCACGAUCACACAGAGGCAAUUGAUAAUGGAACAGAAAAUGCUUCUUUCCAGAGCAGGUCGGACAGCACCAAAGAUGGUGUCAUGCUUCUCGGGGUGAAGUCCUCAGCCGCUGCAAGAUAAAAGGGAGGGCGUCCCAUUCGACAGUAUAUGACCAAUAGCUCUCACAACCCGAAAAAUGAUCAAGACCGUCAACUAUCUAAAAAUGCUGGACAAUCAUAUAAGAAUCCCGAAAGCUAAGUGGGCACAUUCUUAUACUGUAUAGUGUGGAAGGAAGUUUGGUGUGGAGUAUUGCGGGAUAUGGGACUCUUAACUGAACAUGUGUCUGUUCAAAAAUAUUCACUAGGAUACUGUAUAUCAUUUUUUAAAAAUAUGUACUUCACUGUUUUUUGUAUUCUUAAUUUGAUGGUAAUUUAGCCAAGGAGGAACUGUGAUCUCAAUUUAAUCAAGAUCCAGACAUUUCAUUCAGGAAAACAAUGCUAGAUUUGGAAAUAAUGUGAAUAAAUUAACCCAAAAUCUCAUUGUCUGGGUGCAAGAGGAUUGUUUGUCUCAUCCCUGUAUUUAAGAUACUGGUUUUGAUUUUAUAUCACACAAAAACAUGUAUGAAAUCCAAAUGCACUGAACCUGAAUUCAGCACACAAUUCCUUGAUUCAAACCAGUUAGUGACCAGUACACAUUAUUAAGUGUUUGUAUGCUUCAAAUCUGUUGUAAUAAAUAAUUUAGCAUUCAGUGUAAAUGCCAGGAUUGCAAAGAUUAGCUAUUUUGCCGGUAUGUUUCCUGCUUUUCAACCAGUUAUUGUGUAUAUUAGAGCAAACAAUAAGACUUCCCACUGGUCAAAUAACAUUUGAAUUUCUCAAAUAAAGAAGAACGUUAUUUGACUGAUCGGCAUUGGUUGAAUAUUUGUUGUUUUGCACCUGUACAUGCUCAUGACAGUUUAUGUUGAUUUUGGUUGUUGAUUUUACCUGGCUACACACCGUAUCUUUAAUGUGCUGAAUUAUAUAACACAACCAUAGGAAAGGCUAUCGAGAAUCAACUAUUCAGUCUUGGAGAGCUGUAGCUCCGCCCACCGGUUAUGUGGAGCAGAGCAUGCUGGGCGAUCUCCAGCUCUGAGGAUAAGGACGUAACUAGAGAAAAGUCAAGUCAAUUAGUUCAAGCCAUCUAUUGUUUUUUCCUUUAGUUAACAUUAUUUGUUUUACCAAGGCCAGCGUGUGUCCUUCAGAAAUAUGAGUACAUAUGUCUUACUCUUCAUGUGUUAAUGUUUUGGACGCACUCGCUGACAAUUAUGUAGUUUAAUCUUUGUUAUGCUAAUUUGCGUUUUUUGCCACAAACUUGCAAAUGCAAGCUUGCUAGCUCGGUCGUUUUUGUCAUCUAAUUUCGAACAUUUGUGAUUUGUAUAGUAUAAUGUUCCCCAGUGCCGUGUUUAUAUGCCCUGAAACUAUAAAUACUGUAUGUGUGAAGUGUAGUUUAUUUGUUUUUAUUGUGGAUUGUGUAGACAUGCAUUCAAGUUCAUGCAGUUGUGUGAGGAUGAAGGUGCUGCUUUGUAGUGCUGGGUGGCUACACCCUUCUGAUCGUUUAUUAGUGAAGUCACAGCCUGUUUCGUCCUGUGCAGCACAUAACCUAUUGAAGCAAUAUUAUUGUUUAUAGCCAAUGUAAUUGGAGGAUGUAUUAAGCUUAUACCUGCCAUUUACUAUUGUAUUUACAUUCCACUUUUACUUUCACAACCACUCUUGGUUAAAACAAUUGUCAAGUCAUACCUUAGCCCAUACACUGUGCCAUGCCUGCUCUAUGUGAAUCAGCAUUAUUAAACCACCUCAACUGGAA
This is a messenger RNA of Oncorhynchus gorbuscha (pink salmon), 2639 nucleotides long. RefSeq lists its product as uncharacterized. The transcript is spliced from 12 exons. Lineage: Eukaryota; Metazoa; Chordata; Actinopteri; Salmoniformes; Salmonidae. The record is from RefSeq and is a predicted model, not a curated record. The coding region runs from base 213 to 941 and encodes 242 amino acids.